Linnemannia hyalina is the source of this 729-nucleotide messenger RNA. NCBI's taxonomy places the organism in Eukaryota, Fungi, Mortierellomycota, Mortierellomycetes, Mortierellales, Mortierellaceae. The record is from the annotation of a GenBank genome assembly.
AUGUUCUUGACACGUUCAGAAUACGAUCGAGGAGUCAACACCUUUUCACCCGAGGGUCGUCUCUUCCAAGUCGAGUACGCCAUCGAGGCCAUCAAGCUGGGCUCGACGGCUGUGGGAAUCAAGACAGCAGAGGGACUUAUUCUGGGGGUGGAAAAGAGGGUGACCUCGUCGUUGCUGGAACCUAGCUCGAUUGAAAAGAUCUUUGAGAUUGAUGCCCAUAUCGGAUGUGCCAUGUCGGGCCUCACUGCCGAUUCCCGGACCAUUGUCGACCACGCCCGUGUCGAAGCACAGAACCACGCAUUCACGUACAAUGAGAGCAUCAAGGUCGAGAGUGUGACCCAGGCAGUAUGCGACCUUGCUCUGAGAUUCGGAGAGAGUGCACGAGGCGAGGAGUCCAUCAUGUCCCGUCCUUUUGGAGUGUCGUUGUUGAUCGCUGGAAUUGACGAGACCGGGCCCCAGCUGUUCCACACGGAUCCAUCAGGAACAUUUGUGUCAUACAGUGCAAAGGCGAUUGGAUCGGGAUCAGAAGGCGCAGAGACAGAGUUGCAAGAGGAGUACCAUACCUCGAUGACGCUGAUCGAGGCCGAGACCCUGGCACUCAAGGUCCUGAAGCAGGUCAUGGAGGAGAAGCUCAACUCGACCAAUGUCCAGCUCGCCUCCGUCACUAAGGACGGUGGGUUCCAGAUCUACUCUGCUGAAAAGCUCCAGCAGGUUGUCGAGCGCUUGUAA